AACUCCUCGGCGGUGCCACCGGGUCCAACCCCAAGUCAUCUGCUGCCAUCGCCUCAUCAACUUGUCUCGGCGAAGAACCCUCUCUGUCGUUCUUGGCAUAAGGCGGCGCAACAAUGCAGCACGGGCUUGACGGACACGACGGGCUCCAGCCCGACAAGCAACAGGCCAGUCGAGGCAGUUUGCGAGAGUCACUCCACCGUGCCCACCAGCGAGUUCGGUGCGAGUCAAGUUACGUCAUCUCGUUUCCAAGUUGGACCCCCGUGCCCAGAGCCCCCGAAAGCCAAGUCUCCAUCGCACCAAAAUUCGCCUUUGCCUCAAACAUUCGACGGAAGACUGUUGUGUGCGGACAAAAAAACGUGCAAUCCGUGCAAUCCGUACAAUCUGUGCAAUCUGUGCAACUGUCGCAAACUGCACCCCGCCCCAACAUCCUUGUAACCUCCCCUGCAGCCUUCUUUGGGGACUUGGGGUCCUUUUUAUUCGACAAAUCUCCUCUUUCGUCCAUGUCACGGCAUCUGCCUUCAUUCCUCGACCAAACGAGUCUCCAAGUCAAAGGUCUCAAUUCAUCAUCAUCUACAUUAUUAAAUCUCCCUUCCACCAUCGACACCACGGCUGACCAUACGCUUUUCGAAGACAACGCUGUCGCCCCGCCGCAGCUACAAGGCGCGUCACUGCGGAAACUUGCUAUGAGCCAUCGGAUGGGUGCAGCGUUUUCCGGCCCUUCUUCACCUACGAUCCAAGCCAACGGAGAUGGCCGCAAUGCGGACGCGCAUCAUCUCGACGCCCAAUUGCCACCUCCGGUCUUGACGAAUGCCCUCAAGACUUUAAAAACUUCCGAUCCCGGCGUGCCCGUCCUUCCCAAUGGACCCCCCACUGGACCCCCCAACGGCCUUCACUAUGACUCGCCCUAUUCGCACAGCAUCUCCUCCACGGCACCGGCUUCACCUCGGAUCCCGCCGGUCCGACAAAACUCUGGGAGCCACACGCCGAGAGUCCGUCCGCAUGCGACGACGCUCAACAUCCCAGGCAUGACACGCUCGAGGGCAUCUCCCGACGGCCGCAUCCCCGACAGAGACGUGGCUGCCAAGUUGGUCAUCAUCAUGGUCGGCCUCCCAGCGCGGGGCAAAUCCUACAUCACGAAGAAGUUGCACCGCUACCUGUCCUGGCAACAGCACAAUGCCAAGAUCUUCAAUGUGGGCAACCGCCGGCGCCUUGCCGCGGGCGUGGCCAAUCCCGCAGAUAUGUCGCCGACUUCUACAAACAACAGGAAUGAUGUGCCGAGCCAGGCGGCGACGAUCCUGUCAAAGGGAACACAGGGUCCCGACAUUGUCCUAGACGAGCCGACGAAACUCGACCUUAACAAGGCCAAAUCCAGCGAAAAAAUGGACCAGUCGGCCAAUUUCUUCGACCCGAAGAAUGAAACUGCGGCCAAGAUACGCGAGCAGGUGGCGCUUGACACGCUCGACGAGCUGCUCGCAUAUCUCCUCCACCAGGGUGGUGCUGUGGGAAUACUGGAUGCGACUAACAGCACCAUUCAUCGGCGAAAGCUUCUCGUAGACCACAUCCAGGCGAGGGAGCCAAAGCUGGGCAUUCUCUUCAUCGAAAGCGUCUGCCAUGACCAAAAUCUCCUCGAGGCAAAUAUGCGGCUCAAGCUCUUCGGGCCUGACUACAAGGACCAAGACCCGCACAAAGCCCUGGAGGAUUUCAAGAAAAGAGUCAAGGCGUACGAGAGUGCGUACGAGCCGCUGGGCAAGUGGGAAGAGGACCACGACCUCCAGUACAUUCAGAUGAUUGAUGUCGGGAGGAAGAUCGUCCAACACCGCCUCAGAGGCUUCUUGAGCGGUGGCAUUGUUUCGUACCUGACGACAUUUAACCUAUCGCCGAGGCAGAUCUGGAUCACCCGCCACGGCCAGAGUGAGGAUAACAGAGUACAAAAGCUCGGCGGCAAUUCGGAGCUGACGGAGCGCGGCCACUUUUACGGGCAAGCUCUGUACAACUUCGUCACGUACAAACGUAAGGAGUGGCUCAUUCACCAAAAGAAUAGAAUUGCCUCCUCGACAUUUCCGCCGAAGCCCGGCGACAACACACCGCCGUAUCCGGAGCUGAACCAGGAGCUGGACGACAAGAACUUUUGCAUCUGGACGUCUAUGCUCAAGCGCAGCGUGGAGACCGCGGAGUACUUUGAGGCGGACGAGGACUACGACGUCAAGGCCUGGGAGAUGUUGAACGAGCUGAACGCGGGCGAUUUUGAGGGCAUGACUUACGAAGAGAUCGCCGAGCAAUACCCCGACGAGUAUGCGAAACGGGCCAAGGAUAAGCUCCAGUACAUUUAUCCCGGGGUAGGGGGCGAAGGCUAUCUCCAGAUCAUCAGCCGGCUACGGGACAUGGUGCGCGAGAUUGAGCGCAUCACGGAACACGUGCUCAUCAUCGGACACCGAUCGGUCUGCCGCGUCCUGAUGGCAUACUUUAUGGAUCUCACGCGAGACGACAUUGCGGAUCUCGACUUACCGCUCGGCAUCUUGUAUGCCAUUGAGCCUAAGCCGUAUGGCAUUGAGUUCCACGCCUACCGAUACAACGAGGAGACGUUCUGGUUUGACGAGAUGCCCGACUACAAGCCUCAGAGAACGGUCGACAGGAACUCGUGAGCGGUCGCUGGUUCGAUCCCGCCCCACACGAACAUACACACACGAGCUCGGGAUGGGGUGCUGUUUCAUCAACACUGGCGUUGGCGGUUAUCAUGAAGGUCAUCAGGGGCCCAUUGACUUGUUUGUUUUUAUUAUCAUGGCGCAUAUACAAGGGGGCGGGGGUGGGCAAUUUUGAUACCUAGGAACGAGAAAUCC
Chaetomium fimeti is the source of this 2837-nucleotide messenger RNA. RefSeq names its product 6-phosphofructo-2-kinase-domain-containing protein. Gene Ontology annotation, biological process: fructose 2,6-bisphosphate metabolic process; fructose metabolic process. The transcript is spliced from 5 exons. Gene Ontology annotation, cellular component: cytosol. Gene Ontology annotation, molecular function: ATP binding; 6-phosphofructo-2-kinase activity. The record is from RefSeq and is a predicted model, not a curated record. The coding region runs from base 114 to 2642 and encodes 842 amino acids. NCBI's taxonomy places the organism in Eukaryota, Fungi, Ascomycota, Sordariomycetes, Sordariales, Chaetomiaceae.